GGGAGAGAUCAGAAUCAUGGCGGAGGCGAGGGGAUCAGGAGAGAAGAAGGAGGUGCCGAAAAUAGUGUGGAACGAGAAUCGGCGGAGGUUCGAGACGGAGGAUGAAGAGGCCUACAUAGAGUACGUUGUUAGAGGCAAAGUGAUGGAUCUGAUCCACACCUUCGUUCCUUCCUCUAAACGAGGUUUAGGUUUGGCUUCUCUCCUCUGCGUCGCCGCCUUCGAACACGCCUCCUCUCACGCCUUCACCAUCGUCCCCUCCUGCUCUUACGUCUCUGACACAUUUCUUCCACGGAACCCGACAUGGAAGCAUCUGGUGAGCUCCGAGGAUGUCAAAUCCAGCAUGUGAAAAUCAAAACCCGAUCUUUCCUUGUGUUAGAAGGGCCCCGUGUUACAAAACACAUCUUUCCUUGUAUUACAAGACAUAAUCAAAUAACAUAUGCCCGCCCCUAAGUUUU
Molecule: messenger RNA, 455 nt
Organism: Tarenaya hassleriana
Lineage: Eukaryota; Viridiplantae; Streptophyta; Magnoliopsida; Brassicales; Cleomaceae
Product: acetyltransferase At1g77540
Exons: 2
Coding region: 17-346 (109 amino acids)
Source: RefSeq, a predicted model, not a curated record